AUGGGCUUCAGCAUCCUUCUUCCUAUCAGAGUCUUUCAGGCAACCUUCUCUAUAGUCAUCAUAGGCCUUUCAGGCUUCGCCUACCUCCCCCCUUCGCCAAUCAGUUUCCUCCUCUUCUGCGGCGUCUACUCCCUGCUCUCGGUUCUCUACCUCGGCCUCGUUAGCAAGCUCUUCCCCAAGACCGCUAAUCCCUACGCCGUUCUCUCGCUCGAGAUCACCAAUCUGUUAUUUUGGUUGGCCGGCUUCGCCUCCCUUUCCGUUUUCCUCAGCAAGCUUCUCUUCUGCCGCGGUAGUGUUUGCGGCGCUGCAAGAGCGGACGUCGGGAUAGGUGCUUGCUUAUUCGUCAGCUGGAUCGUCACCGUGGCCCUGUUGGCCAGGGACGCCAUCAGGUCGGGGGGCUUCGAGGGGUUCAGGAACCACGUCGGUUUCCUGAGGCACAGACGGAGCGGAAGUGGAAGUCAUCAUCGGUCUCCUUCCCGGGGGUCGAUGGUGGGGAUGUCAGCCAAGCACCCUAUGCCGCUGCCAACGGCCAUGAUGGCGAAGAAGGAGGGGGGGUAUUCCCAGGUGUCGCUGGCUUGA
This is a messenger RNA of Neurospora crassa OR74A, 579 nucleotides long. RefSeq lists its product as hypothetical. The record is from RefSeq and is a predicted model, not a curated record. The transcript is spliced from 2 exons. Bases 1 to 579 code for a protein of 192 amino acids. Gene Ontology annotation, cellular component: membrane. Lineage: Eukaryota; Fungi; Ascomycota; Sordariomycetes; Sordariales; Sordariaceae.